This is a messenger RNA of Acipenser ruthenus (sterlet), 5945 nucleotides long. RefSeq names its product protein Jumonji-like. Gene Ontology annotation, biological process: chromatin remodeling. Bases 502 to 4164 code for a protein of 1220 amino acids. Gene Ontology annotation, cellular component: nucleus. Gene Ontology annotation, molecular function: histone demethylase activity; DNA binding. NCBI's taxonomy places the organism in Eukaryota, Metazoa, Chordata, Actinopteri, Acipenseriformes, Acipenseridae. The record is from RefSeq and is a predicted model, not a curated record. The transcript is spliced from 18 exons.
UAAAUUCUUCGAAAAAAGAGGCUUGCUGAGCACAGAGUCUUUAGUGUUGCUGGAGAGUUCACUCAUCUUGUCUGCAAGCUCCAGCCAAAACGUGACUACAAACCUUUUAUUUAUUUUGCUACCUUUAAAUCCCUUGCCUAAACAAGAUGUAACUUCCAGUGACGUACAAACAUAUUUGAGAUCGCGCUUGUGUUUUUUUAAAGAAGAAGCGAGAGUGAAUGGCGUCUUUUUUUGCUACAAAGGGAAGAUAUAUUAUUGUGAAUUAUUAUGAUAUGAGUGUGUUGUGCCGAAGUGAAUUUGUGUGUGAUUAUUUUUUUUUCGUCGUGGAUCUCUAACGUGGGAUUUACCAAAACAAGGCGAGUCCCUGCUCUGAAGGACAUUUCUACUCCUUCGCCAAACACAGGGUUUAAAAAUCGUUUGUGUCUUUUUUUAAACAAAAAAACAAAAAACAAAAUUCAUGUGGCGAUUUUUCCUUUUAGCAAACCUAAUUUGGAUAGCAGAAUGAGCAAGGGAAGACCCAAGAGAAAUAUUAUUCAAAAGAAAUACGAUGACAGCGAUGGUAUUCCUUGGUCAGAGGAGAGAGUGGUGCGCAAGGUCCUUUACUUGUCUCUGAAGGAGUUUAAGAAUGCACAGAAGAGGCAGCAGGGUGAUGAGGAAAGAACCAAAAACGCAAAUGGUUCCUUGGCUAAUGGGAAGUUAAACGGAUUAGGACCAAAAUCGUCAGGAACCGAGAAAGAAGAUGGUUCCCAGGCAUCCUCUCACACGAACGAUGGUGGUUCAACAGACUCCGAGGAGGGGCCAGUUAAAAAGAGGCCAAGACUACAAGCACAAAGGAAAUUCGCUCAGUCACAGCCCAACUCCCCCAGCACAACCCCCAUAAAGGUGGUGGAGCCAGCUUUACCAACACCAGUGUCUCAGAUCACAGACCUCUCCAAACGGAAGCCCAAAACAGAGGAUUUCCUGACCUUCCUCUGCCUCCGAGACUCUGCUGCGUUGCCCAGCAACAUGGCGUAUUUCGGAAGCUCUCAAGAUGAAGAGGAUUUGGAGGAUGAAGACGAGGAAAGUAUGGAUGUGAAGCCAGCUGCUUGCAUCGCGUCAACGUCCUGCAAUUCCACACCCAGAAAAGUUUUGAAUGGUCAUAGAAAAUCGUCUCGGGAGAGAGAGUCCACUCCGAAACACAAAGGCAAGGAGGCCACGCCAGGGAAGGAGAGAAGCGAGAACAAGGCAGAGAGUCGCAGAGAACAAGCUUCUGCUGCAGCAGCUGCUAACAACGUGGGAACCUUGGUCAAAGGGUCAGCUGCUAACAGCCACGCUCUCAGCAAAUCCGCUCAGGAGCUCCGAAAGCAGGUUUCGAAAGUGAAUGGAUAUACACGGGCCUCUUCCCAAGGCGCACACCCACCCAGUGCCAAAAAGACGAGAGAGUUCCGACCUUCGCCGUCUAAAACUGUGAAAUACACAGCCACCACGACCAAGGGGCACAUUGCCUACACCAAAGCAAAGCGAGAACUGGUCAAGGAAACCAAACUGAACCACAGUAAACCCACAGCGGUUCACCACAAUAACCACCACCACAAUAACCACCACCACGAAAACUCAGGAAAAGCAGAAAGUAGCCAUGCAAAAACACGUAAACAGGUGCUAUUAUCCAAUGGGUUGCACAAGACAGCAAGGAGUGGUUGUGUGCGUCUCAAUGGGAGGCUAAACAGACGGCUAUGCGCCAAGGAUAAGGGCAUGCGGGUGCGAGAGGGGUUGCGCAACUCCAAAAGGCGGCUGGAGAUGGCAGGCCUCAGUGGGAAGCAGCUCCAGUCCAACACCAAGAAAGCCAAGCUCCAUGUGCGCUCACCUGAGACCCGCAGCAGGAAAGCCAAUCUGGAGAAGGCCUUGCUGAAUGGGUACCUGAAGGCCCCAGAGUGCCCAGAGCCCAGCUCAGAAAGGCAGAGGCCCAAAAGGGCAUCGGCAAGCAGGCAGACUCCUAGCAAACAAGCACACCACAAAACGGAGAGCGUCCCCAGAGAGAACCAUUCUACCUCAGUAACAGAGUCCUCCCUGCACAAGCUGCCUGAGCCCAAAGCGGAGAAAGAGAAAGGGGGCAAUAGCAAGUCAGGCUGGUCCUUGAUUAGUGAGGCUCCAGUCUUCAGGCCAACCCACAAGCAGUUCCAGGACCCUCUGGUUUACAUUGAGUCAAUCCGGGAGCAGGCAGAGCCCUAUGGCCUCUGCAGGGUGGUUCCCCCACAAGACUGGCGGCCAGAGUGCAAACUGAGCGAUGAGAUGCGCUUCGUCACCAAGGUGCAGUACAUUCACAAGCUGGGCAGACGCUGGGGGCCCAAUGUGCAGCGACUGGCCUGUAUCAAAAAGCACCUCAAUUCUCAGGGCAUUACCAUGGAGGAGCCCCCACUCAUAGGAGGCUGUGAGCUGGACCUGGCUCGCUUUUUCCAGCUGAUCAACGACAUGGGCGGAAUGCAGCAGGUGACGGACCUCAAGAAGUGGAACAAGCUGGCGGACAUGCUGCGUAUUCCCAAGUCUGCCCAGGACCGACUGGCCAAACUGCAGGAGGCCUACUGCCAGUACCUGCUGUCAUACGACUCCCUGUCUCCCGAGGAGCACAGGCAGCUGGAGAAGGAGGUCCUGGCUGAGAAGGAGAACCUGGAGAAGAGGAAGGGCCCUCUGGAGGGACACUCGGAGAACACCCACAAUUGCCAGUCGUUGCCCAGGUUUGAGCCCAAAAACGGACUCAUCAACGGUGUGGUGCACAAGAACGGCUUUCGCAAUAAGCUGAAAGAGCUGGACACUCAGUUGAAAACAGGCCGACGGCGACUGUUUGCUCAGGAAAAGAAAGAGAACGAUAAAGAUAAUGGAGUUCUAAGCGACCAGCACAAAUGUGUAUAUAAGGGAAGAUCGGUAUCUUUAACUACAUUCUACAGAACAGCCAGAAACACCAUGAACAUGUGCUUUAACAAGGAGCCAGGGGUAGCAGAUGUUGAGCAAGAAUACUGGAGGAUAGUGGAGCAGAAGGAUUGUCAUGUGGCAGUGCACCAUGGGAAAGUGGAUACAAACACACAUGGAAGUGGCUUCCCUGUGGGCAAGUCAGAGCCGUUUUCAAAGCAUGGAUGGAACCUCACAGUCCUUCCCAAUAAUUCAGGAUCCAUCUUGCGACAUCUUGGUGCUGUACCUGGAGUGACCAUUCCCUGGCUGAACAUUGGCAUGGUCUUUUCUACCUCAUGCUGGUCUCGGGACCAAAACUGCCUUCCAUACAUUGAUUAUUCACACACUGGUGCUGAUUGCAUUUGGUAUUGCAUUCCUGCUGAGGAGAACAAAAAACUUGACAAAGUGGUGCACACUCUGCUGCAGGCCAAUGGGACUCCAGGGCUGGAGAUGCUUGAGAGCAACAUCAUGAUCUCCCCGGAGGUGCUGAUUCGGGAAGGAAUUAAGGUGUAUCGUACAGUCCAGAAGAGCGGAGAGUUCAUUGUCUCUUUCCCGGGAACCUUUGUGUCAAAAGUGUGCUGUGGGUACAAUGUUUCCGAAACUGUGCACUUUGCUACCACCCACUGGAUGAACCUAGGAUAUGAGGCUGCUAAGUACCUAAAAUGUCGGCGUAUAGCUAAGCCCUUUUCGAUGGAGAAACUGCUAUACCAGAUUGCAACAGCAGAGUCCAAACGGGAGAAUGGGCAGAUUUUGAGUACAAUCUCUUCACUUCUUCAAGAGCUCAGGGAUAUAGAGUUGAAAGAACGACAGGAGCUGUUUGAGGCAGGCCUUCUCUCCACAGCUCGCUACGGAAGUCUUGACAACAACCAGAUGACUCUGGACGGGAAGAAAAAGCCUCGAAAGUGGCUUGCGCUGGAGACGUCGGAGAGGCGGUGUCAGAUGUGCCUCCACCUAUGUUACCUUUCCAUGGUUGUUCAGGAGAACGAGAACGUUGUGUUUUGUUUGGAGUGUGCUCUCCGCCAUGUGGAGAAGCACAAGUCCUGCCGUGGGCUCAAGAUGAUGUAUCGAUACGAUGAGGAACAAAUCAACAGCUUGGUGAAUCAGGUCUCUGGAAAGGUGACAGCAAAAAACGGCGACAGCGGAAAGUGCAUCACACCCAGCAAGACCCCACUGAAGCGAGGACCCAGGAAACGAGCAACCAUCAACGUGCCGCUCUCCAGGCUUCCGUCAAGUUCCUCAUAAGGAUGCCAACUGUUGUAUUCCUUUUUUUUUUUUUUUUUGUAUAAUAGUUUGGAGAACUUGCUCUAGAAUGCAAGCUGUCUUUGCACUAGCUCUAAAGAGAAUUUUGUUCUGUUUUUAGAGAAGUAUUUUGUUUUAGCAUUAAAUUGUUGGGUUACAUUUUUAGGACGAUUUAUAUAUAUAUAUAUAUAUAUAUAUAUAUAGAUAUAGAUAUUAAACCCAAACUGCAGUCACAGGUUUUAUUUUAAAAUGCAGUACCUUCACUGUUUUAAAAGCAGGUCGAAGGGCUGACUUUCUUUUCUCCCCACCCCCUCCCCUCACCCCCACCCCCACCCCCACCCCCUCUUCAGCCCCUUUGACUGCAUAAGCCUUUUGUUUGGGAUUUUUGUAACUGUGAAAAAAGUGAGCUAUUUUAAGAACCCUAAUUUGAAUAGGAUGAAGUUAGAGUGCUGUGUUUUUUUAGUUUGUCAUGCAAGCAGUUUUUUGUGGGGAGAGGUUUGGAAGUAAAACUUGAAAGAAACUGCUUUGCUUGGCUGAUUUAUUUUUUAUUUAUUUUUUUUGUAUUUUUAUUUUAAUUUAGUUGAGGUAGGAAGGUAUGAGAGAGUGGGGAGAAGUCCCUGGCAGCUUACAAUAAUAGACUUAAUUUACAAGACCAAUAAAAGUCAGAUGCCAGCUAAAUGGCCAGUGCAUUCUCUCCUGUUCAUUGCUGUGCAUCUGAAGAAGAGUAAAAAACAAGAAAGUGGCUUUCUUCCUGUUUUAAGCGUCAUUACAUAUGAAAACUGUGCCUGAUUUAAUAGGAAAUCCAUACAAAUGUUUUGGUGCUUGUUGGUUAUUUUAUCAAAAAAGAAUGCCUUGUAAUGGCAUUCUCAAACAAGACAGAAGCUGUUGGUGCUUCUUUGUUCUAGAUGUGCAAUUGUAUUAACAUUCCAUUGUCAUUAUUUCAUCUGUAUUCAACUCGAUAAGCAUUAACUAUUUCAUGUUUUUUGGGGUUUUUUUUGGUUUUUUUUGGUCUGAUGUAACUUCACAAAUAGAGCCACUAGAAAAGGGUGUGAAAUGUGAAAAUCCAGAUUUCUAUCAUGUUUCUCUUGUGUUUUUUCACUUUUUCCAUAUGUAUAAAAACACUUUUGUACAUACGCCUGUAAAUUUCUUUAAAUACUUGAGCCUUUUUUAGGGGAGGGGAAGGGGGUGGGGGAGAAGAGCAAAGAAACCAGAUGAAGAAAAGCCUUACAUUUCAGUUUCUUCAUCCGUCUGAGUUUUAUGCUUACAGGGUUUCUCUUGUAACAUUUAUAAAUAAGUGCUGCUUAUAUCACUGAAUAAAUACAGAGUAGCUGUUGCCCCUUUUAGAGUGUUUUUUUUUUUUUAUAAAGAAAAGGGAAAGAUGUUCACCAACGAUUUUAUCUUUUCAUUACUGAAAAUUCAACAAUGUAGUAGCUACCCGUGUUGCACUGAGCUUGCCAGUGGUUACUGCCAAGAAAUCCUAUAAUCCAGUUUGUUGGUUGUCGUCCUUGCAGAAGACUGAACUGUUUUAGGAGUAUUUAAUGAAAACAUAACUGAGUUAAGUGUUUUCAAAAAUGUGUUUGUCGAGUUUUUAUGGCCUUACAAUGUGUUUUUCCCCUUUCUACAGUAAACCUCUUACUGCUUACAGUCCUGACAUUUAAUUUAUUAGUGCUGCUCACCUGCCUUUCCUUCCAAGUGGAAAGAUUCAUGUUGGUUAUUGCCAGUUUUUUACUUUUUACGUUUGUAUUUUUAAGGUUUAAUAAAAACUUCUGGACAAUUCACUGUCA